AUGGAUGUGGAGAACAAGGUGCAGAACAACAUCUCUGAAGAAAACCCCAGGCUCUCUGUCUCGCUGUUCUCGCUGUUAUCGCUGUUCUCGCUGUUCUCGCUGUUCUCGCUGUUCUCGCUGUUCUCGCUGUUCUCGCUGUUCUCGCUGUUCUCGCUGUUCUCGCUGUUCUCGCUGUUCUCGCUGUUCUCGCUGUUCUCGCUGUUCUCGCUGUUCUCGCUGUUCUCGCUGUUCUCGCUGUUCUCGCUGUUCUCGCUGUUCUCGCUGUUCUCGCUGUUCUCGCUGUUCUCGCUGUUCUCGCUGUUCUCGCUGUUCUCGCUGUUCUCGCUGUUCUCGCUGUUCUCGCUGUUCUCGCUGUUCUCGCUGUUCUCGCUGUUCUCGCUGUUCUCGCUGUUCUCGCUGUUCUCGCUGUUCUCGCUGUUCUCGCUGUUCUCGCUGUUCUCGCUGUUCUCGCUGUUCUCGCUGUUCUCGCUGUUCUCGCUGUUCUCGCUGUUCUCGCUGUUCUCGCUGUUCUCGCUGUUCUCGCUGUUCUCGCUGUUCUCGCUGUUCUCGCUGUUGUCUGGAGUUUCUCAACAGAUAUUUUACCAUUAG
Aedes albopictus (Asian tiger mosquito) is the source of this 588-nucleotide messenger RNA. RefSeq lists its product as uncharacterized. The transcript has 3 exons. NCBI's taxonomy places the organism in Eukaryota, Metazoa, Arthropoda, Insecta, Diptera, Culicidae. Bases 1 to 588 code for a protein of 195 amino acids. The record is from RefSeq and is a predicted model, not a curated record.